This is a messenger RNA of Myzus persicae (green peach aphid), 3801 nucleotides long. Its product is annotated as cilia- and flagella-associated protein 58-like. NCBI's taxonomy places the organism in Eukaryota, Metazoa, Arthropoda, Insecta, Hemiptera, Aphididae. The transcript has 16 exons. Gene Ontology annotation, cellular component: cytoskeleton. The record is from RefSeq and is a predicted model, not a curated record. The coding region runs from base 625 to 3174 and encodes 849 amino acids.
UAACAGUUUUAAUAUAAAAUUUGAACGUCCGAUUUGUAUCAAUAUUGAAUUAUAUAAAUUACUCAAUCAUAUCAAACAUAGUUUUGUAACUGGUAAUUCGAGCUUGUAUAUUUUCCUUAGUGCUUUUACAGUUUAUAUCUAAUACUUCCAUUUUAACUGGGGAUAACGCCAUUUGCUAAACAAACAGUGUAUUAAUGUGGUGUUAUCAAGAAUGGUAAGUUAUCGUAUUUCCAAAUUGAAGCAGUAAAAAAAUAUUUUUCUUUAAAAAAAUAAUAGAUUGUUCAUUAUCAUUGGGCUGCUUCUGUUGUAUUCAACUUAAUUGCAAAUACGACUUAUUAAAUAGGCUGUCUUAUGUAUGAUUUUCUCUGAUGUUUACAAGUCCAGAAUUUACAUUUUAAAAAAUGUCACUACCUACAAAAGUGUCAAUGUUUAAAAUGUAAGACACUAUGUUUCCCAGUACAGUUGAAUGCCAUUUAAAGCUUAAGUAGAGAAAUAGAUUUAAAACUUUUUUAAACAUUCGAUCAAGCCAACACAGCACGUAACCUUGACUACUUCGAAAUGUCUUGCGAGACUUAGAAUGACCUGUUUACACCGACAGCGUAGCUCAUUCGUAAGACUUGUACAAUGGAAAUAAGCAACUCUAAUAAAACCAAACCGGAAUACAAACAUGCUCUUGAAUUUGCUACGGAUCCGCCUCUCACAGAAGCGCUCGCUCAUCUGUGGGCGGCUGUUCAGAAACUCGGUGAAGAAUCUGUAAAAUGUAUAGAGGAAAAAAAAUCGUUAACGAGCGUGAUGGACAAUUACAGGCAAUUAAUGCCAGAAAUCAAACAAUCUAUUUUAUUGGAGCAAAACACAGUGGAAAAUCUAAAAGAAGAAUUAAGCUCUGCGCAUCGUAUGUUGGACGCUUCUAAUCUUCGAGAACAAAUAAUUCAAGAAUCCAACGAUAAUUUACUGGCACAAAUAAAGACCUUAAAAACCGAACUGGAUUCCAAAACUAAACAAAUGGAAGAGGAAAGCUUGUUUUCUUCUAUGGGUCAAGGUGAUACGAGCCAAUUAGAGUUGACUAGAACAAAGCGAGAACUGACUAAAAUAGACAUGGAGAACAAGCGUCUAGAUAAUCUCUGUGAGUCGUUGAAAAAAGAGCUAGACAGUGCCGAGUAUAAUGUCAGAGAUCUGGAAGCCGAUUUAGCUGCUCAAAGUAACAAUCUAGUGAAAGAAAUAAAAACAAAAGAAAAAUUAGAGGACCGAAUAAAAACUGACAGUGAUCAAAUGGAAAAAAUAAAAACUGAACUUGGUACCAUCAAGAAUAAUUUCAAAAAGGCUGAAUCCAAUAUAGAAAAACUUAACGAAACAUUAAAAGACCUAAAAAUCACAAAUAACAACUUAAACACAAAAAAUACGUCGUACGAUAAACAAAUAAAGAAAUUAACUAGAGAAUUAAAAAUUAAAACUGAACUGAGGGCCGAGAGCGUUAAAGAAAUAAAUAGACUUCAAGAUAAAAUAAAUUAUCAAGAAAAUGAAUUAUUAAGAGUUCAAUCCGAACUAACACGUUUGAUUGCUACUCAUGAAACAUCAGUCAGAAAGCGACAAGAAGUCGUGGAGGAGGUUGAAAAAAUUUCUGAGGAAAAAAAAAACUCUGAAAAUGAUGUUGCUACUUUGGAACGUAACUUAAAUGCAUUACAAGAAGAUAAUAUCAAACUUAAAAAAGUAUUGGAAUUAACAGAAAGAGAAAAGAAAUUGCUAGAAAAAAAUAUGACAAAAGUUAAUGAACAAAUAAACGCAUACAUCGAAAAAAUGAAUAUAAAAGAGUCAGCAUUUCGAGUUUUAGAACUAGAAUUUAGCAACGCACAAAAAUAUAUUGAUAAAUUAAAUUUAGAUAUAAUUACAAUGAAAAAAAAUAAAGAAAAGUUACACCAUGAAAUAAUAAAUUUGAAGCACAAAAUUCACGAAGAUUCGGUGACAUUAAAUCACAAAGAAGUGGAAGUACAAGAAUUAAAAAAAGAGGUAAACAAAUGGAGUGACAAGUUUAAAGAGCAAGAUCACGACCUACACACUAUAAAAACUGAAAGAAAUCUGUUUUCUAAAAAUCUCACUGAAGCUAAGGAUGAAAUGGAAGACAUAAAAAACAAAAUAAAAAUGAUUUCACAGCAACUCGAACAACAAAAGGAAUACGUCGCGUACAAAGAAGUGCAAUUGACGAAAAACGAUACAGUAUUAAAACAAACCGAAAAGGAACUUCAGAAAUGUCAACAAGAAAUCGACGAGUACGAGACCCGAGUGGAAGGAAUGUCAAAUGUAUUAAAGAAGAAAAAUGAAGACGAAAAGUCGAUGAUAAUGACAUUGAAAUUAUUACAGAAAAAAAUAGAAAAACUUCAGAAACAGAAUGAUGAAGGUAACAAAGACAAAAACAAACUCAUAAAUCAAAUGAAUAAACGCAACGAGGAGCUAUUAAAACAGAAAGAUGCUAAUGACAUAUUAAGAACAACAUUAGGCAAGGGUGAAGUGGAAUAUAAUAAAAGGAUUGACGAUAUUAGAUUGCUGAAAUCGGAAGUAAAGAGUUUGAGCGUUCAGAAAAACUUGUUGAUGAAAAACCUAUCAGAAAUAGAUGACAUAAGAGUCGAAGUACUUAAAUAUGAGCAAAAACUGAACCGAGAACGUUUGAAAUGCCGGGCUCUAGAAGACAUGUUAAUCAAACCCACAAACGUACACCGUUGGAGAAUAUUAAAAAACACUGAUCCACCGGCUUACGAGACGGCUGCCAAAGUGAAAAUCCUUCAAAAACGGUUACUCGAACAAUGCACCAGAGUAUUCGACAAGGAUUUGCAAGUCCAAGAGAUGCAGACUAGGUACGAAAAACUGAAAGACGAAUUCAUUAAGCUACCAGGCAGAGAUAUAUUCAGAGAGAUGAACGAUAUCAAAAGAACUCUAUUAAAAAAAGACGACAAAAUGAGGAGCUUAUCCGGAGAGUUAAUUAUCAGUCAACAGACAACAAAAGAGUGCAUGUUUGACUUGGAGAGAACGAAGAAAGACUUAAACGAAUUUAAAAACAAAUAUUAUGAACUGAAACGCGUUGUGACAAAAAUCAAACUUAAAAACCAAAACUCUGCUGCAGCAUUAACUAAACCAGAAUCAACUCCUAUGAGUUAUAGCAAUUUUUUAGAUAUGACUAUAUAAUAAGCACUUCUAUUUGAACCUCAAUUUUUUUAAAUAAUAAUUAUGAUAAGUUUUUUACAUCGAAAAUCAAUUUUAGUGUAUUAUAAUAAGCAAGUGUUUUUCUCAACACUUUGUGUUUGCCAAAUUAUUAUAAGCAACUAAUUAGACAACUUUUUAUUUAACUCGGAAAAAUAAUUUCCAUUACUAAGACUCUAAUAUUAUACUGUGAAAUACUUUUUUCAACACUUAUUAUCAACAUCACAAAAUCUAUAUUAAGCUCACAUUUAUGAAAGUGUAAAUCAAGUGCCAUGGAGAUACUUGAUUGGUGGCUUGUUGAAAAGAGGACAUCCGUCAACGAAACUUUGGGCAGUAGCAAGUUGAAUUAUUAUUCAAUUAAAAAUGUAUGGCAUCAAUUGCGUUUAAGACGCCUUAAAGGGUGACUAGAGAAAGUCUAUGAAAUAUAGAUACAUUUUGAAAACUAUGAAUUUUUAGCUUCUAGCAGUUACAAAGCUGAUUAGUACAAUUAUUAUUAUAAACCUACAUACUAUUGUUCUUCUCUAUGUAUAACCCUUGAGAAUUUUUUUUGUUAUUACUUAUUAAUGUAAACAUUAGAUCUGUUCAAAAUAUAUUAUCACAAGGAGUAUAGCC